Molecule: messenger RNA, 1449 nt
Organism: Manihot esculenta (cassava)
Lineage: Eukaryota; Viridiplantae; Streptophyta; Magnoliopsida; Malpighiales; Euphorbiaceae
Product: protein ORANGE-GREEN, chloroplastic
Exons: 8
Coding region: 165-1112 (315 amino acids)
Source: RefSeq, a predicted model, not a curated record
UCAGCUCUAAUGAUCUCUCUUGUCUGUACUAUCGUUCUUCACCUGGCUUCAUCAAUAAACAGUUGCAGGUCUCUCGCUGUUAAAAGUCUCAGCAGAAGCUUAUCUUUAUCUAUAUAUUAUAAUAAGGAAGAGACUGGGACUGAGAGAUUUUGGAGGCUUCGAGCAUGGGAAGUUUGGGCCGAGUCCUGGCGGUUUUGUACCCAAAUAAGCUACUAUGCUUGUCCGGUUCUCACGGUUUACAUCACCUGAACUGUAGGUUUAAAGGUUUCGACCGGAAAUUAAGCUCGAAAUGGCGAUCUAUGGCGUCCGAGUUCGAAUCUUCUUCUUUCGCGCCUUCUGUUGACUCUGAUUCCACUGAUAAAAACGCCGCUGGAUUUUGUAUCAUAGAAGGACCUGAAACGGUUCAAGACUUUGCUAAAAUGGAACUGCAGGAAAUUCGAGAUAACAUUCGAAGCCGGCGGAACAAAAUUUUCUUGCAGAUGGAGGAGGUUCGUAGGCUAAGGAUACAACAGAGAAUCAAGAGUGCUGAGCUUGGGAUUUUAAAGGAAGACCAUGAGCAUGAGCUUCCUGACUUUCCAUCAUUCAUCCCCUUUUUGCCUCCUUUGAGUGCAGAAAAUCUUAAGCUGUACUAUGCUACUUGUUUUUCUCUUAUUGCUGGGAUCAUCAUUUUUGGCGGCCUUUUAGCACCUAUUUUGGAAAUUAAGCUGGGGUUAGGGGGCACGUCAUAUGCAGAUUUUAUCCGUUGUGUACAUUUGCCUAUGCAAUUAAGCCAAGUUGAUCCUAUAGUGGCUUCAUUCUCUGGAGGAGCAGUUGGGGUGAUCUCAGCCUUGAUGGUAGUUGAGAUAAACAAUGUAAAACAACAAGAACAUAAAAGAUGCAAAUAUUGUCUUGGAACUGGGUAUCUGGCUUGUGCACGUUGCUCAAGCACUGGAUCACUUGUUCUUGUUGAAACAGUUUCAACAGUCAAUGGUGGAGAUCAACCAUUAUCCACACCCAAAACAGAAAGAUGUUCGAAUUGUUCAGGAUCUGGAAAGGUCAUGUGCCCCACAUGCCUUUGCACUGGAAUGGCUAUGGCUAGUGAACACGACCCAAGGAUUGACCCCUUUGAUUAGAGGUGUGGAGUGGCAUACUAGAUGAACACAGCUUAUGAUUGAUCCGUUGCUAGAUGACCCCCUCCCUCUCUGUGCCAUAGUUUUCCACGAAAUAAGAAAAAGCAUUAGUGUCACCUUAUCCCGUCCAUGUUUACUUAAAAUUGCAAGCUUUUCUUGUUCCGUUUUAUCAUUUUGGCAAUGAAAACAUAUGCAAGCUGUUUGAAUAACUACAAUGAUAUCCGCGUACUGACAACCCGGGUGAGUGUGAAGUGUAAACAAGUCUGCCUUCAUUGAUGUACCAGAACCUAUAAUGAGCCGUUCUGCAGGCUCGAUUUAGAAAAUUAUUUUUAACUUGAAA